UGUCACUCACGUCCAUGCAGCCACACAACUGCACCGCACACACAGUUGCAUUCCCACUGUGUCUUCUGUGUUCCAAGCACAAGGCUGGCACGCUGCUCUGCUCUCCCCGACUCUCUGCAGGCCGGAUCAAAGACCUGAACAAUAUCCCCUAACCUACUGCAGCCUUGUCACCUUUUUCCUGGGGAUUUAUUGGGUUUUUAAUUGCCGAAAACUCAUCGGCUGUUUUGGUUUUAUAGAGUGAACAGAACAGAGACGCUCUUCCGUGCGUGGAUUUGCGGUUUAAAAGGAGCUGUACAAGUUUUCCAACAUGGCACCCGUGAAAGGUUGGAUGGUGGGGCUCCUGCUGGUGCUCCUGUGUCCAUCACAGCUCCCACUGUCUGGGUUGGUUAGCGCCCAGGAGGUGGCCGAAGCAGAGGAGGUCCACGUCAGAGAUGCUGAGGAGAUGGUGGCCGAAGAGGGUGAAACCGCCGAGGGAGGUGAUGGCACAGAGGAGGAAGUAGCGGAGGAGGAAGCUGAUGAAGAAUCGGAUGAUGGGGCAGAAGAGGAAGAGGAGGAAGACGAGGCAGCUGAAGAGGAGGAGGACGAAGCUGAGGAGGAAGAGGAUGCUGAGGAGGAGGCAGAGGCAGAAGAAGAGGAGGAUGAGGAGGAAACAGAGGAAGAAGAAGCAGCAAAGGAGGAAGAGGAGGAGGCAGCAGAGGAGGAAGAGGAGGAAGCUGGUGAUGAUGAAGCAGAGGAUGAGGAGGCUGAUGAGGAUGAUGAAGACGAGGAGGAAGAGGCUGGUGAUGAUGAUGAAAAUGAGGAAGAAGAGGCUGCUGACGAUGAUGAAGACGAGGAGGAAGAAGCUGGUGAUGAUGAUGAUGAUGAUGAAAAUGAGGAGGAAGAGGCUGAGGAUGAGGAGGCUGGUGAUGAUGAAGCAGAAGACGAAGAUGAGGAGGCUGGUGAUGAUGAAGCAGAAGACGAGGAUGAUGAGGAGGAGGAGGAGGAGGAAGCAGAUGAGGAUGAUGGCGAAGCUUCUGAAGGAGAAGAGGUAGCUGAGGAAGAGGAGGCCGGCGAUGCUGAGGAAGAGGAAGCAGAGGAAGAGGAUGAUGAGGCUAAAGUUGAAGACACAAAUGAAGAGGAGGCAGCGACUGAAGUGCUGCAGUUCCACUCUGGGUCGGUGUGUGGUGUUUGCUCCAUCUGUGAGCAUUGCUCUAAAAACUGUGACAACUGCCCCUGUGAGGAGGGAGACGAGUCCGAUCACUGUGAGAGCUGCCAAAGCUGCUCAUCCUGCUACAUUUGCCCCAUACUGUGUGAUACAAUUUGCACACCAGGCGGCCUCGUUGAUGAGCUGACUGGGUCCCUCUUUCAGACCUUUGCCUCUCUGCUCUGAACACCCUGACAUGUUGUCCUUUUAGUUUAGUUCCUGCCCUCAGGACCGAUGCUGUCCGGCUGCUCGUACCUCACCAGCAAAAUGAGGAUUUAACACCCAGCAAGAGCUUGUCGUGAAUCGUACAGCUGACAGGAAAAAACAACAUUCAUGUUUUAAUUAAUGUUUAGUUAAGAUUUGUAACCUGAACUAAAAAAAAAAAGUCAGUGUGCAGACUUUUUCCUUAAUGUGGCUCUUUUUUUUUGUAGAAUUAAUAUUGUGGAGCAACUUUAGUUGUUUAUAGUCAUGUCUUAGUGGCAGGAAUCUGUAUGAGAAAGAUGAACAUGAUUGCCACUCAUGCAAAUUUCUCAGACCAUGUCCUUUAAGUACAAUUACACACACACACGCACACACACGCACACACACACACACACACACACACACACACACACACACACGUUAAUACAGAAACAUUGCACACAGUGUUCCUAAUAGUUAUCUGAUAAUAAAUUUAGUUCUUUCUGUAGAAA
Messenger RNA from Amphiprion ocellaris (clown anemonefish), 1875 nucleotides. RefSeq names its product cilia- and flagella-associated protein 251. Gene Ontology annotation, molecular function: calcium ion binding. The transcript is spliced from 6 exons. The record is from RefSeq and is a predicted model, not a curated record. Lineage: Eukaryota; Metazoa; Chordata; Actinopteri; Pomacentridae. The coding region runs from base 308 to 1369 and encodes 353 amino acids.